This is a messenger RNA of Postia placenta MAD-698-R-SB12, 315 nucleotides long. RefSeq lists its product as hypothetical. Lineage: Eukaryota; Fungi; Basidiomycota; Agaricomycetes; Polyporales; Adustoporiaceae. The record is from RefSeq and is a predicted model, not a curated record. Gene Ontology annotation, molecular function: protein binding. The annotation marks the transcript as partial. The transcript has a single exon.
GGCAACACGCUCCUCAUGCUCGCCGCGUACAGCGGGCACCCCGCGCUCGUCACGGGCCUCCUCGCGCGCGGCGCGGACCCGGACCGCGCGAACGACACGGGCCAGACGCCGCUCGCGGGCGCCGUCUUCAAGGGCGAGGACGCCGUCGUGCGCGCGCUCCUCGCCGCCGGCGCGGACCCCCGCGCGGGUACCCCGUCCGCGAUCCACACCGUGCGCAUCUUCAAGAAGGCGGACCUCCUCGCGCUUUUGGGCGCGACGGGCGCGGAUCUGCGCGACGCGCUGCCCGCGAUGCCGGGCCCGCCGGGGCGCGCGUAG